Messenger RNA from Lachancea nothofagi CBS 11611, 453 nucleotides. Lineage: Eukaryota; Fungi; Ascomycota; Saccharomycetes; Saccharomycetales; Saccharomycetaceae. The record is from the annotation of a GenBank genome assembly.
AUGGACGCUUUUUUUGAUUCAGCACAAUAUGCUUUGGGCCAAUCUGCAAGUUAUCUUUUCCGCGUUCUAAGCUGGCUCAUCCCUAUUAUCUUUCGCUUUGCACAAACCCACAGUACAACAACUAAUAUCCUUGGCUACAUUUUGGCGGCCUACAUUUCGUGGAAACUGUUGUGUCACUUAUGGACAAUAAUCAAAAGAAUUUUGAUAGUGGCUGUAGUGGUCCUGGUGGUGCUGUUGUGGAAAAGAGGUCUACAUCAAUUUAUUUCGGUAGACUUGCCGGUUUUGGUUCAAUAUUUUGAGCACAACUCUAGCCUUCAAGAUUUAUGGAACCAGUUUCUAUACUAUGCGCAUCCCAGAUCCUACAGUAAAUACUACUCGAUGGUUCUGCAGUAUCAGUUGGACGAUAUUCGCGACCGUUCGAUGCAGUUUCUGGCAAGCUUAUCCAAUCAAUAA